Messenger RNA from Drosophila subobscura, 1594 nucleotides. Its product is annotated as serpin B8-like. The record is from RefSeq and is a predicted model, not a curated record. The transcript has 3 exons. Lineage: Eukaryota; Metazoa; Arthropoda; Insecta; Diptera; Drosophilidae. The coding region runs from base 322 to 1530 and encodes 402 amino acids. Gene Ontology annotation, molecular function: serine-type endopeptidase inhibitor activity.
UGGCAAAGAACAUUCAAAAUUCCCAUUGCUAAAACUAUAACAAUUCCAGAGUAAGAAAAAGAGCAGCCACAAUCCCACUACAAGGUUCCUCCUCACAGUGUACCCUGGAACUCUGCGCACUUUCUCUCUGUGCAGCAGUGGCAAGGAGAAGUUGCCACCUCUGGUGUCGGCUAGUUUUGUUUGCGUUGGUGUCGGUGCGGCGAUAGCGGUGGCGGUGUCGGUGGCGGCAGCAGCUCCUGUGGUGCUCCGUAGACGUUCCUAGUGCUGGGUAAUUUUGCAUGCAAAUAACUGGAAAUUAGUCAAAUCAAGUCCUUACACUUGAUGAGGUCCUUCAAAAUGCUGAACAAGUGGCUUUGUUUUGUGCUUCUGCUUGGCUGCUGCUGCAUGGGUGGAGAGGCAUUUAUUGUGGAAAAUCCUCACAUGUCCUUCAUUGCACACCUCAUCAGAUAUCCCAGUGAGGAGAACAUCAUUGUGUCGCCAGCCUCAUUCCACGAUGGCCUCAUACACCUAUUAAUGGGCACAAGGGGUGCAAGUGCCACCGAAAUGAUGGGCGUGUUGCAGCUAAACGAACAGCAACUGAAUGAGCACCUAAAGGGGAGUGUCUCCAACAAAACAAUUUACAAUUCCACAAUGAAAAUGUACAAUCAAUUGUACGUGGAUCGUGGCCUGUGGCUGCUGGAUCGCUACAAGCUGGACAUUUACAAAUAUUUCCAUACAAAAGUGGAGCAUGUGGACUUUGAGAGCAUGGAUGGCACCGUGGACACCAUCAACGGAUGGAUAGCCAAGAAAACGAACCAGAAAAUAACAGAAAUGUUGGGCUGGGUUAGUCCCGACUCAAAGAUGGUGCUGGUCACAGCCUUCGAGUUCCAUGGCGAGUGGGAGAAGCCCUUCGAUCCGAACCUAACCACCAAGGAGCCCUUUGAAACUCCGAAUCGAAGCCCAGACGGAAUUGUGCCCACAGCUCUGGUGGAUAUGAUGCACAUAAGGGAGAAGUUCGCUCACAGAUACAUUGAUGCAAUCUGUGCACACGCGAUAUUCCUGCCCUACAAGCACGAGAACCUCUCGAUGGUCGUACUUUUGCCGAGAGAUUCCACUGGCCUGUACUACAUCAAGAGAAAUAUCCAAGACGUGGAUCUGCAAGCCCUUGAGCCCACCGAACCACCUGUGGAAAUUGAACUCGGCCUCCCCCGAUUCCAGAUUGAAUACGGAUCAGACUUGUCGAAUAUCAUCAAGAGCAUGGGCAUUCGACAGAUAUUCUUUGAAAGCGCCAACUUCAGUGGUCUCACCAAACAGGAGAAAGUGUGGCUCAAUCAGUUUCGACACAAGGUGCAUAUCCUGGUGGAUGAAGGGGGCUACAAUGCGUCUGUUGCCUCGGCCUCUGUGGAGCUGAAGAAGAAGCCAUUCGCAAAAAGAAACACCGAAGAAGUUGAACGCUUCACAGUCAAUCAUCCGUUUUUCUUUUAUAUCAAAGACAAGGAGAGAAUUUAUGUGGCAGGAAUUGUUGAUAGAAUACCAGAAACCAUGCAAUAAUUAAUGUUCUAUAGCUAAUAUGUUUCGCUUUGCCUAUUAAACGUUAAAGAACUUCACGCCUGAA